Messenger RNA from Corythoichthys intestinalis (scribbled pipefish), 3099 nucleotides. RefSeq names its product OS9 endoplasmic reticulum lectin (gene os9). NCBI's taxonomy places the organism in Eukaryota, Metazoa, Chordata, Actinopteri, Syngnathiformes, Syngnathidae. The transcript is spliced from 15 exons. Bases 67 to 2073 code for a protein of 668 amino acids. The record is from RefSeq and is a predicted model, not a curated record. Gene Ontology annotation, biological process: endoplasmic reticulum unfolded protein response; retrograde protein transport, ER to cytosol. Gene Ontology annotation, cellular component: endoplasmic reticulum lumen.
GAAGCCCUCAGCGACGAAGAAGAGAAGGAGGAAUAGGAAGAGGGGGAGUGGAGGCGCGAGUCAAUCAUGGCUGCAAACCAUGUACGGCUGUUAAAUAAAGUGUACGUUUUCUUAUUGUUAGUACUAGCUUGUGUCUCGGCGUUUUUAAACUUGGAAGAAUUGAACGAGAUGAAAUAUGAGCUCAAGAUUCUUCCUGAUCCUGUCAUCAUGGGCCAGACCAAGACGGACGAGGUCAUGAUGGUGUCCAGCAAGUACAAACAGCUGUAUGAAUGUCGACUUCCAGCCCAGGCGGUCCGCUUUCACCAGGACUCUGUGUCCGAUCCUGAUUCUCAAGGGUACACAGGGCCGGAAAUCCCUGAUCUACUUAGCCCCAUGCGAGAGUCCCCCUGUCUUGUGUUGACAAAAGAUUGGUGGACAUAUGAGUUCUGCUAUACUCAGCAUAUCAGACAGUACCACCUUGAAGAUUCCGAAAUCAAAGGAGACGUUCUCUUCCUGGGCUAUUAUGAGACUGAAUUUGACUGGAGCAAUGAAACCGCAAAGACGUCAAAACAGCACAGACUAAAACGCUUCCACAGUCAGACCUAUGUAAAUGGCUCUAAGUGUGACAUCAAUGGGAAUCCCAGGGAGGCUGAAGUUCGGUUUGUAUGUGAAGAGGGUUCGGGUGACUACAUCGCGCGAGUGGAUGAGCCACAGUCAUGCCGUUACGUGCUGUCCAUUCAUACAAGUCGCACGUGCCAGCAUCCUUUACUGAGCCCUCCAUCCACUGCCAAGCCCCAGGGGAUCGUAUGCCAGCCGGCACUAAAUUCACAACAGUACAUGGACUAUGUCAAAGCUCAAGUCUCGGACACAAAGCGUAAAGUGGAGCAAAUCUCUGAGGAGUUGAGGAGCAUUGAUGAGAUGUUGGCUGGGAAUGAGGAGGCAGCGGUGGACGUAACCGUAGAAGAAAGCUCUCCAGAUGCCAUCAAUGAUCAGGACACGUUUCACAAGAAAGAUACUACUGACAUGUCUGAGGAUGUAGAGUCAGAAGACCUAGUGGAUUCUCAGAUAUUAGAGGGAAAUACAAAACCAGGGACUUCAAAAACAAGCACUUCCCAUGAUGACAGCGAGCAGGCAGAUGAUGAUGGCUUAAAUUCAGUCGUAGAAAAUGAAGUCAUAGAUGAUGGAAAUGAAGCCGAAAAUUUCAACUUUAAGAUCAUCACUGACCCAUCAGACCUAAUGAAAUUUGUCCAGCAUCUCAAGGAGAGUAACAGAAAGAAAGCACAAAAACAUGCAAACAAAGAAGCCGAGAAAAGCGGAUCCAUAAAGAGCCGAAAAGAUGACAGCGAGGAUGAUGAUGAUGAACGGCUCCUUCAGGAGUUUGAAGAUGAAAUGGCGGACAUCUCUUUACCAGUUGAUAAGACUAACGAGAUUAAGGAAACGAUGCAAAACGAGUUUGAUAACAUCAUAAAUGAGGCACAGCAAGAAUUGGAGACAGAAGGGCUGAAGGGGGAGUUUGAUCGCACUCAGGCGACACAGGCACUGGAGACGACGCUCGAUAAGCUUCUUGAUCAUUUGGAGGGGAAAGAGGAGCAAGAACCUAAGCAGCAAACGACAGGGGCACCGAAGGCAAACGACCCAGCACGGGGAAGUCCCAGCCUGGUUCCAAGGAAGCCCGACCAAGAUGCUGAUGAUGACCGUGUUAAGAUCAAAAUUACUAAGUAUAAGACAGGCAGCAGCUCUGGUGGGGAGUUCAAAGUACAGGAGUUGGGAAAAGGAGAUCCGCAAUGGCAGCACAUUAAGGACGUGGUUAAAGAACAGCUAGAGAAAGCAGGACUGAAGGCCGAAGGUAAAAUUGAAGUAAAAAUCUUGACGCGAAAGCAUGCAGAUGAGACAGGUGAUCAGUGGCUGACUGAGGAAGACACAAAAUCAUUCCGAGAGCUCCUCAUAAACCUGCUGACUGGAGGAACGGAAGAAGUUCACAAAGAGCAAAAGAGACAACAGGAGCUAGAGAACAACUAUAGGUUUGUUUGGGGCGAGGGCCAAGAGGAUUCACAGUCUUCCAGCAACUCUGAUUCAGACGACGUGGAUUUGUGAGGUCACUCGCACACUGCGUGCCACUGUGGUGAAGAUGAUGGCCAGCAAGCUUGGGGAGACCACAAAGCACAGUCCCCAAUCGACAAAAUGAAUCUUACAAAGUCGGCAGGUGAUAUGACUUCACGUUCGCGCCUUCCAGAACCUGCAAAACGUCUUUAGCGGGCACAUAGAUUUAAUUUGUGCAAAAGAAUCACUGUCCGCUUUACUUGAAUUUUUUUUCCUUUCACUAAAUGGCUGCAAAAAACAGAAAAUGGACAAAGCCAACCUUUUGUAUAAAUAUUUAAAUCAGUCAUGCUACCUAUCUGGCAUGGUUGUCACUGGUUGCAAUAUACAAAGAGUGCCCUAGUGGUGGACAACACUACACCUCAAUGCUUGCACAGGUCAUUUAUAUUCUACUGAUGAAUAUGAUACUACAUGGGAAGGAACUUGGCAAACACGUGUACAUUACACAUGCUGUGGCACUUUAGGAUUUUCACACUAAUGCCAACAAAGGGCUUCCUAUGGUUUGGCAAAUGGAUGAGAAACAUAACUAUUCACUGUUGUGGUUUGAUUUAGUUCUGUCAUUGUUAUUUAAAUAACUGAAAUUGUGGAAAGUUCCAUGAAUAUGAUGUAUGAAAAAAUGUCGAAGUUCUCAGUCAAUGAGGUUAUGGUAAUCAGUAAAAGUUGAGUCGAGGCAACUGGGCUCUGUUUGGCAGAUAUUUCCAAUUUAGUCAAAAGUCACUUCUAAAUUGUGUAGUCCCCUAUUUAUGAGACUUACCACUGAAUGUCAUUGACCAGCCGAACCUGGUGACAAAAAUGUCAUGUUAACACCACCAGGAAACUGGACAGAAAAUGACGACGAUAAAAUGUGUAAUGCAAAUAAAGAGAAUCCAGUAGUCUCAGUUCAGCUUUUUCUGAAUUUUCUCACAAAUUAAUACAUUCUCCCAAUGUAUCACUGGUGUACCUAAAGGGUUAAAUUUGAGGAUUUGGAAUAAUUAUGGGUCGACCUGUAUAUAUGUUUUGAUUUUUUUUUUUUUUUUAAUGUUU